UUUCCCAGCACUUGUGACGCCUUCGAUCCGUAAACAAUCCUCGCCCCAAAGUGGAUCCACCAUCCCUGAUCCUAGCGGUGUCCACAACGUCACGCGAGAUUUUGGUAAAAAAAUAAGUCCAAAAAAUCGACCAACUCGUUAAUCUAAAAAUCGCUAAUCCUCGGAGUGUCUCAGUAAUCGAUAAAAAACAAUACCGAGAACAGUUGAAACGAGUUUUUUUUGGAUUUGAAGAGGCUGGAGGUAAUCGUCGACGUACGUCUGAGGAAUCUCGAAAUUCGCAAUGUCAAGGGACUACGACAGCCGUCGUCGAUUGGGGACAAGCUCCAGCAAGAUGCGAAUGGACACAAGCAUCCCCCAGACUCGUCCCCACGGCGAGUCGUCCUCCUCCAAGCGCAAAGAGCUUGACAGCGUAAUGCGUAAAGCGCGCGAAUCAAAGUCCUCCUACUGGAACAAGAAGCUCCUCGAGGCCGAGGAGCGCGAUCCAAACAGAUGGCGCCACAGUGGCUACAAGGAGCUCUAUGUAGGGUCUACCAGCGGGGAGACCAGUAGGAAUCAUCCCCGUAGCCCGAGGAGUCCUCGGCCACGAUCACCCUACAGUCCUCGUGCACGAUCGCCACGCGAACGCUCCCACACGAGGGGUAGAGCGGCCCGGAGUCCCAGUACGGGUUCCACCUGUUCGGACAGGUCGUGUUCGGUUUGUUCGCCGAGGGAUCGUCGUCGCGUACAAGCCCAAUCACGAUCACGCUCAAGAUCACUGUCGCCUCAUGUGCGCCAGAGGGGACACGUGAAGGAGCAUGUCGUUGCUAGCUCCAGUUCGAGGACGGCUAUACCGCGUUCAAGGCCACGCUCACCCCCGCCAAUACCGCGUCCGCGUACACCACCCCCGGCGCCGCAGCCACAGUCACGCCAUCAGAAGGAGUACAAGGCGAUGAGGGAGAAGGAGGCUGCCAAGGCCAGGCGGAAGGAGAAGCAUCACAGGGUACCCGAGGAUCCGAGAGUCCCGGAGCCGAUCCCUUUGAUGAGAAAGCCUGUGAAGAUUGAGAAGACUCACUCGAGUCAUCCGCCACCAACAGCUGUUAUUCACGCACAAGCAGAGUCUUCAGGGAGUGAAGACAGUGACAGCUCUUCCAAUGCUUCUAACGUGGGGCCACCGAAGAUGACAUUGUCAGAGCGAUUUGGAAAAAUGGCACAAUGGAGUGUAGAUCGUCGAGACAUGGAGAACAUGCGUAUAACGAAGGACGGUGAGAACGCAAUGAAAGUGGUGAUCGAGGGAGAGGAGAGAAUUGCACGAUUAGGCUACGAUUCACCACCACCUGGCCACUACCCAGAAUCUCUAUUGGCACAAGGGCCGAGAGGUCUUGACUGUUGGGACGACGUGAGAGUGCGGUACGAUUACUACAAAGCACGUGGGUACUUACGAGAUUUGACUCUCGAUGACUACGUCAAGUGGGAGGAGUGGUGGUACAAGUAUCAAGAGUGGCUCGAGGCUGAACGAUUCUACGAGCAGUGGGCAGCUGCUGGGGCACGUGGGGGCGGUGGCAGGAAGAGACGUGGAAGACGCAACAAUGCUAAUCAUUGAUCAUCUUUUAUCCAUUUAUCACACGAACAAUCGUUGAGCUGUAGAUCGAAUCAUUUAUGUCAUUCAUAUUUAAUACAUGAGCAUAUGCUGUGACGUCCUCGUGCUUAGAUUAUUGUCAUAAAACUUAUGUGCAUGUGCACGGUAUAUGAGUAUAAUAAACUAUAUGCUACGGAUAAUGAA
Messenger RNA from Diachasma alloeum, 1759 nucleotides. Its product is annotated as arginine/serine-rich protein 1. The coding region runs from base 281 to 1579 and encodes 432 amino acids. NCBI's taxonomy places the organism in Eukaryota, Metazoa, Arthropoda, Insecta, Hymenoptera, Braconidae. The transcript is spliced from 5 exons. The record is from RefSeq and is a predicted model, not a curated record.